UUGUCAGGCGCCGCGCAGUUGCUGCGGCCCCUGGUCGGCGGCUGCGAGCUGUCGUUUUCACGGACGGGAGCCAGAGGUGUCGGGCCCGGCCUGGGCGGGAGCUGCAGAGCGGGGAGAGGCAGCCGCCAGCGGGAAAAUGGCAGAAAACAAACUGAAGAGUUUGGCUUCAAAACGGACCCUAAGUAAAAAAGGACAGGAGGAACUGAGAAAGAAGGAAGAGGAGCUAAAGGCAGCUGAAAUCUAUGAAGAGUUUUUAGCCUCGUUUGACUCGGGUGGUACAGGCAAUGUAAAAACUUUUGUGAGGGGUGGCAUUGUAAAUGCUGCUAAAGAUGAGAAGGAAAGAAACGAAAGGAGAACCAAACUUUAUAAACCUAAGGCUAAGUUUGGUGAAAUAAAAACAUCACAGCAAGAUGUAUCUCGUGCACCAAAUAUUCCUUCUGAAGUGAAGAAACCUAAUAUCAAAAAAGUGAAAGAUGAAAAAAAGAAGAGUAAUUUGGAAAUAUUCAAAGAAGAGCUCAAACAGAUUCAAGAAGAGCGUGAAGAGAGGCAUAAAAAUAAGAAAAGGGUUAAAGAGAGAAAUUUAAGACCAAGUAGAUUUGAACCAAUACCUGCCGAAAUGGAACAACAGAUAAAUAGACGUGUCUUGCUUGAUGAGAGUCCGGGAUCAUAUGAUUCAGGGGAUCCUCAUACUACUAACUUGUAUGUUGGAAACAUAAAUCCACAGAUGGAUGAAGAGAUGCUUUGCAAGGAAUUUGGUAAAUUUGGCCCUUUGGCAAGUGUAAAAAUCAUGUGGCCUAGAACCGAGGAGGAGCGAGCUAGACUCCGAAACUGUGGUUUUGUUGCCUUCAUGAACAGAAAGCAUGCGGAUAAAGCCCUUAAAUCUCUCAAUGGGAAAUUUAUAAUGGGUUAUGAAAUGAAGCUGGGUUGGGGGAAGGCAGUGCCCACCCCUCCAUACCCUAUAUACAUUCCACCAGCUAUGAUGGAAUUGACUCUUCCUCCUCCUCCAUCGGGUUUACCUUUUAAUGCACAGCCUAGAGCGAGGCUGAGGAACCCUGAUUUGCCACUCCCACCAUCAAAAUCCAAGGAGGAAUUUGAGAAGACUCUGUCCGAAGCCGUAGUCAAAGUGGUUAUCCCAACAGAAAGGAAUCUUUUGUGCCUAAUUCAUCGAAUGAUCGAAUUUGUAGUUCGUGAAGGUCCAGUCUUUGAAGCUUUAAUUAUGAAUAGAGAAAUUAAUAACCCCCAGUUUAGGUUCCUUUUUGAGAACAAGGACCCAGCACAUGUUUAUUACAGGUGGAAGCUGUUUUCUAUUCUUCAGGGUGAUUCCCCUACAAAAUGGCGGACGGAAGAUUUCCGGAUAUUUAAGUGUGGUUCAGUGUGGCAUCCUCCACCUAUGAAUCCUUAUUUGCAAGGUAUGCCAGAGGACGGAGAAGUAGAUGUGCCUGUUGAACCAGAGGAACCAGUGAAGAAAGGUCAACUGAAGGAUGAGCAAAGAGAUAAAUUGGAGAAUAUCUUGAGAGGUUUGGCACCUCAUCGCAAUGAUGUAGGCGAUGCUAUGGUCUUCUGCUUGAAUAAUGCAGAGGCUGCAGAGGAAAUUGUGGAUUGUAUUGCAGAAUCGCUGUCUAUUUUACAAACUCCUCUGCAGAAAAAGAUAGCAAGAUUGUACUUGGUGUCAGACAUUCUAUAUAAUUCCUGUGCUAAAGUUGCCAAUGCAUCUUAUUAUAGGAAAUAUUUUGAAACCAAGCUGCCUCAGAUAUUUACUGAUUUACACGAAGCCCAUAAAGUGAUUCAAGCGAGGCUUCAAGCAGAACAGUUCAAGCAAAAGAUAAUGACAUGUUUUAGAGCAUGGGAAGACUGGGCUGUUUAUCCAGAGCCUUUUCUCAUUAGGCUACAGAAUAUAUUCCUUGGACUAAUGAAACUGGAUGAUGACGGAUUGGAAAGGCCAAUGGUGCAUGACGAUGUGGAUGGGACACCAAUUGACGGUGAUCACAUUGCUCCAUUAGAUGAUGUUGAUGGAUUGCCAAUUGAUGGAAUUCCACUAGAUGGAGCACUUUUAGAUGACAUUGAUGGGAUUCCUUUGAAAUCAAUUGAUGAUGACCUUGAUGGCAUGCCAAUGGAAGAAAUUAUAGAUUGUAAAAAGGAAGAACCAUUCUUAAAAAUUGCUCCUUCGAAAUGGGAAACCGUGGAUGAAUCCGAGUUGGAAGCUCAUGCAAUUACCACAUCAAAAUGGGAUCUUCUUGAUCACACAGAAUCAGAAGAAAAGGAUGAGAUUAAGAUUUGGCGGAAUAGUCCACAUGGCAAAGUGACCAGUUUAUUUCACGCGGGCCAGAAAGGAGGUUCCUGCAGGGAUGAAAUUAAGGAGGAAUCAGAGGAGGAAGAUGAGGAUGGUUUUCAGAUGGAAGGGUUAUUGGUACCGAAGGAAGAGCCCAGUGAUUCCAAAUCUCAAAAAAUGUUAGAAAUGUCUGAAGAGAAACGUGCCAAACUGCGAGAAAUUGAACUGAAAGUAAUGAAAUUUCAAGACGAAUUGGAAUCUGGUAAAAGGACUAAAAAAUCAGGAAUGACUUUUCAACAACAGGUUGAGAAUUAUAGAAGUAAACUAUUACAGAAGGGAAAGGAAAAAGAUCAGGAUAAGGAAGUAGAGAAAGAAAUUUGUGAUACCGAGAGAAUAAAAGAAACAUACAAAGAGAAAGACAGAAAAGAGAAAGAUAGAACUGAAGAAAAGAUCAAAGACAAGGAUAAAAUCAAAAUCAAAGAAAAAGACAAGAACAAGAUGAAAAACAAGGAAAAAGAUCGCAAUAAAGAUCGAACACGAACUAAAGAGAAGCACAAAGACAAAGGGAAUUCCUUGUCGCCUUCCAGGAAAAGGAGGUGUACUAGCUCACCAAGUCCCUCAAGAAGCAUCAGAUGUGAAAUAUCCAUGUCUCCUUGGUCUGAGAGAUCACUUCUAAAAGAAAAUACCUUGUCUAGGUCUCCAUCUCCAGCAUAUAAAGAGUCUCCAAAGCAUAGCAGCAAACGGAAAAAAAGAUCUUGGUCAAGAUCUAAAUCUCCAAAAAAGUCAAAGCAUUCUCGCUCAAGUUCUCCAAAAAAAUCGAGACGAUCACGGUCACGCUCCAGGACUCCUCACCGGUCUCACAAAAAGUCAAAGAAGAGUAAACGCUGACAAUCCAUUAGGUUUGUUUUGUGUACAUAAAUGAUGCAGCAUUUUUUUGUACUUUGUUUUGCUCUUUGUUACUCUCUUCCAUUUGUUUUAUAGAUGGAAUAAAUACUUGCUUUUGUAUUUGGAUGACUGCAACUCAUGUUUAAAAUGGGAAUGUGAUUCAGAUCUGAAAAUAAUCAGUUAGAAACCAUCUCUGUAACUGUCGUUAAUGCUAAUGUAAAGAUUUCACCUCUGUACUCAUAGUUUUGCUUUGCCUUCACUUCAAGUGUUGUGAUUUUUUUAAAAUAAUAGAGAUAGGCUACAGGGCCAGUAUUUUUUGUUUUGUGAUCCAUCAAAGCAUCUCUGUUCUGUUUCUGUAACUAUUACAAUGUUUAAAUAAAGUUUUGUGGCUCCUU
Molecule: messenger RNA, 3549 nt
Organism: Pristis pectinata (smalltooth sawfish)
Lineage: Eukaryota; Metazoa; Chordata; Chondrichthyes; Rhinopristiformes; Pristidae
Product: U2 snRNP-associated SURP motif-containing protein-like
Exons: 26
Coding region: 137-3157 (1006 amino acids)
Biological process (GO): RNA processing
Cellular component (GO): nucleus
Molecular function (GO): RNA binding
Source: RefSeq, a predicted model, not a curated record